ACCAUGAGUUGGAGCUUCCUAACCCGUCUGCUGGAUGAGAUCUCCAACCACUCCACCUUCGUGGGGAAGAUCUGGCUGACGGUGCUCAUCAUCUUCCGCAUCGUGCUGACGGCCGUUGGCGGUGAGACCAUCUACUAUGAUGAACAGAGUAAAUUUGUCUGCAACACGCAACAGCCUGGAUGUGAGAACGUGUGCUAUGAUGCGUUUGCCCCACUCUCACACGUCCGAUUCUGGAUCUUCCAGGUAAUCAUGAUCACCACCCCCACCAUUAUGUAUCUGGGCUUUGCCAUGCACAAGAUCGCUCGCAUGGAUGACAACGAGUACCGGCCAGUCAGAAACAAGAAGAAGAGGAUGCCCAUCGUCAGCCGUGGGGCUGUUCGGGACUACGAGGAAGCAGAGGACAAUGGCGAGGAAGACCCCAUGAUUGCUGAAGAGAUUGAACCAGACAAGCCAGACAAAGCAGACAAAACUCCAGAGAAAAAGCACGAUGGUCGUCGGCGGAUUCUGCGAGACGGCCUGAUGAAAGUCUACGCAUGCCAGCUGAUGUGGCGCUCUGCCUUUGAGGUUGCCUUCCUUUUUGGCCAGUACAUACUCUAUGGCUUUGAGGUGAUACCCUCCUACGUGUGCACUCGCUCGCCGUGCCCACACACAGUGGACUGCUUCGUGUCCCGACCCACAGAGAAGACCAUCUUCCUGCUGGUCAUGUACGUUGUGUCUUUCCUGUGCCUGCUCCUCACCAUCCUAGAGAUCCUCCAUUUGGGGAUCGGUGGCAUUCGAGACACCUUUCGCAGGCGAGCCACCCUCAGGCCACGUCCCCCGCCACCGUCCUCCGCACGCUCCAUCCCUACAGCUCCACCAGGGUACCACGCCACCAUGAAGAAAGAGAAGCUGAAAGGAGAGCUGAGGGACUUGCCGAUGGGCGACUCCGGGAGGGAAAGUUUUGGGGAUGAGGGGCACUCGACCAGGGACCUGGAGAGGUUGAGGAGGCACCUGAAGCUGGCCCAGCAGCACUUGGACCUGGCUUACCAGGGAGAUGAAGGAAGCCCUUCACGAAGCAGCAGCCCAGAGGUCAACACGGGUGCACAGACGGCUGCAGAGCAGAACCGCCUCAACUUUGCCCAGGAAAAGCAAGGAGAGGCAAGCGAAAAAGGUAUUUAA
Molecule: messenger RNA, 1158 nt
Organism: Scomber japonicus (chub mackerel)
Lineage: Eukaryota; Metazoa; Chordata; Actinopteri; Scombriformes; Scombridae
Product: gap junction gamma-1 protein-like
Exons: 3
Coding region: 4-1158 (384 amino acids)
Biological process (GO): cell communication
Cellular component (GO): connexin complex
Source: RefSeq, a predicted model, not a curated record